AUGAAUCAUAUCACGAGUAACGAGUUUGACCCAUUCGAUAUCAACAACCAGACAACAACAACAACAGCAGUAUCAACAAAUACAUCGUACUCAAAGAGAGCAAGAAACUCAAGGUCAAGAGGAAGACAUAGUGAACCAGUAGCAUUUGAUCUAAACGUUGCCAAUAUACUAGGAUGUAAACCAAAUAGGAAACUUAAACUACGAGUUGGAAGCAAGGAAGUAGACUUGAACUUUGUACAUCGAUCAUCACUAGGAUCGCCACAAAAGGUGAACACAAAGAGUAGCAGUAGUAGUGGAGUUGAUAAGAAUGGAAACAAUAUCAUCAAGAACAAUCACAUCGACAACAAUGUACAUAAAGACAACAAAGCAAUAAGUACCAAACAAUAUCUGAGAAAGUGCCAGGCAGCAAUGUUCACUGCCAAUCCAGACGAUGAUGCAAUAUCACCUCCAUCCAAUCCAUUGGAUCAACCUCCACUACUACACCAACCAAUCAACAACAGCAACAAUAAUAAUAAUAGUAGUAUAUUUAAAUAUAAACCUAACCAAUUGACAAUGAACCUCAACAACAACAACAACAAUAUGGUGACUACACAUUAUGGAGAUGGAAGUGGUACGAGCAACAACACAUCCUUUAGCUUUGGUGACAGUCCAAUCCUGUUCAGCUCAUCAUACACAAAUGUAAAUAGGACAACUACAACUGCUGGCAACUCUGGAUAUCUCAAUGGAGCUGUCACUGGCACUGGAAAUGGCAAUGUCUAUGACAAUGGUGGAUACGAUGGAGCUGUCAACAACAUCUCACAACUCAGCUUUGACUAUGAUGUUGACUCUAUCAAUGUGCAACAAGUGUCCAACAACAAUGUCAAUCAUUCAAGCUCUUCAAUAUCAUCAGGGAAUUCACCGUACACUCUGAGGGUAUCGUCGGAACACAACUCAUCAUCAAUGCCCAAUAAUACUUGUUCAAUCUUUGAAGGAUCACCUUACACAUUCGUCCCCACCAACGUCGUUGCCAACACUCCACAACAUAUCGAAGACACUCCUGUACCAUCCAUUCUUGAUGACCUUGUCAAGAAUAGUGAUCAAACAAGCAAUGGCGAGCAGCAUCCACUACUACAACAUCAACAACAUCCACAACAACAAGAAGAAGAAGAACAAGAGGAUUAUAUGUUACCAACACCACCACCAAGUUGUGGACAAUCCACUCAACAAACAGAAGAUUGGCUACGAAUGAAUAAUACAUCAUUGACAAAGUAA
Acytostelium subglobosum LB1 is the source of this 1251-nucleotide messenger RNA. RefSeq lists its product as hypothetical. The transcript is spliced from 2 exons. Lineage: Eukaryota; Evosea; Eumycetozoa; Acytosteliales; Acytosteliaceae. The record is from RefSeq and is a predicted model, not a curated record. The coding region runs from base 1 to 1251 and encodes 416 amino acids.